Messenger RNA from Papilio polytes (common Mormon), 1951 nucleotides. RefSeq lists its product as uncharacterized. Bases 368 to 1249 code for a protein of 293 amino acids. The transcript has 2 exons. The record is from RefSeq and is a predicted model, not a curated record. NCBI's taxonomy places the organism in Eukaryota, Metazoa, Arthropoda, Insecta, Lepidoptera, Papilionidae.
UAAGCUACAAUUAUUUUCUAUUUUUUCUUCUCUUUUAUUUUGCAAUUAUUAUUUUAUAUUCUAUUUAUUUGACGAUGAAUUUUCUUGCUUUAUGUUUAAGACUUCCAAGGCAAUAUAGCUACACUAAAUAUUACUAAUAUUUAUUUAGCUACAGGUACAGCUCAAUUGCGUGAAAAUAGCAUUUUUCAUGUAAAUUAUCUGGGGUUGUAAAACAAGACUUCAUCAAAAAGGUACUACGGAAGUUGCAAAUUUAACCGCUGACGCAGAGACUAACACCGAGAUCAUAGUUACCAUCGAACGUGCAAUUAACACCGACUGUGUUGCAACAAUUACAACUGACGAUAAGACGACUAAUACUCCCAGCAACAUGAUGAAUACAAUUGACAACGAAGUUAAAACCCCUGAAGAUAAGAAGACAAACACCGCCAUCAAGGCGAUGAACACUACUGACACCGGAGGUAAUACCUCCGAAGAUAAGAUGACAAACGCCGCCGUCAAGGCGAUGAACACUACUGACAUCGGUGGUAAUACCUCCGAAGAUAAGAAGCCAAACACCGCCAUCGACACGAUAAAAACAACUGACACCCCAACCAAUGGCUGUAAUAGUGUCACUAAAGACGCAGCGGUUAAUACCGAUAAUAUAUAUUGUGCUAACUGCAAGUGUAUUGUAAGUGUUACAGUUGCAAGCACGAGCAAGUCCGAUAAUACUGUGGUCGCAUCACAGAACACUAAAGAUAAAGCUAAUGAUACAACUACCAGCCCUAAUACAAAUAGUUCUACAGAAAGCUUUGAUUUUAAUGAUGAGGAUAUGUUUGACGACAACGCGGUUGUAGCAAGUUGCUCCAAAACAAAUAAAGAAGAACAGCCUGCGCACUCAUCCACCGAUCAUCCCAAUGAAAAUGAUCAUGAACGAUAUAACACAGAAAAACCUAAACAUUGUACGGACCAUGCUGGACCCUACUCACCUGAUUGUGAAAAAUGUCGUUGGCGUCUUUACAACGACGAUGAUAGUGAUUCUGACGAUGACGAACCUAAUGGAAUUCAUGGAAUAAUGCGACAAAUUCUACACGAUCCGACUUAUGACGUCGACUACCCUGAUCUCCCCCCGCACGAACCUCAACAUUUCAACAUGAAUAGAUAUCAGAGAGCACAGGCCCUGGAACGAUACUUAAGGGCCCUAUUAGAAAUUGUUCGAAACGAUUAUUGUUCCGAAAGCGACAGAGAUGAUGUUGGUAGUAGAACGCUUUAAGUUUACACAUAAUAUUGUUCAAUACACUGUUGAAAGUAGUUACUAGAGAGUGUCGAAGAUGACGUUUAUAGAAAAGUUUGUAGUAGUAGGAAGUAGAAUGAAGCUUAUUGUAAACAAAGCAGUGCUUUGGCGUCUUGCAGUACUCGUAGGUCGUAGGAGCCUUAUGUAAGAUUGAUUGUCUUCAUUUAUAGAAGUAGUUUUAUGAUCUCAAAGUUAUUAAAUUAUAUUUCAAAUGAUCUUCGAUAUGAAUUGUGUAAAAUGUCAAAUAUUUUAAAUUAUAUGUGUAUAUUGAUUAAAUGUUUAAAAAAAUAUUCAGUAGAAUUUAGUCAGUUAUGAAAAAAAAAGUCAGUAGGAUGUAGUUGUUUGAUCUCAUUCCCGUUUAAUCCUUAAUAUAUUAUGAAUGUGUCAAAUAAAAUAUUAUAAUACAACAAAAAUACUGUUUUAUUAGGUAAGUAAUAAACACCUGUUUUGAGUAACGCCUGAAACCUAUAAAGAAAGAAAAUUCAUCGUCGAGUAUGUGCGAUAUCUGUGUAUAUAUUAAAAUAUAUAGACAGUUAUCGUUAUAAACGAAAAGGCCAAACUGGAAAGCGGGUAACACUAAUCGCACUGUAAUUUACAAAGAUGUGCUUCAAGUGUGAUUCGCUUCCAACAUCGACGGCCACAAGCAUCUUUGAUAGAGUUAGGUAAUAAAAAAGGUUAUUC